Staurois parvus is the source of this 1257-nucleotide messenger RNA. The record is from the annotation of a GenBank genome assembly. Lineage: Eukaryota; Metazoa; Chordata; Amphibia; Anura; Ranidae.
AUGGAGAGCUUGGAAAUAGCAAAUCGUAACCUGACCAUAUCUAUCAGUGAAGAAAUCACUAAGAUCCACAACUAUGAGAGCACAGUGAAUGUCUACAUGGAGCAAUUGAAGAACUUAACCAGACGUGUGGAGACAAUGGAGAACGGCGGUCUCUCUUACUCUGAGCUGGACUUCGAGCUCAUCAAGCUGGAGAUCAAAGAGAUGGAGAACAUCAUACUGCAGCUGAGAACCUCAUUAAAUGGCUCAAAUGUAAUUGUGGAGACUCUCUAUCAGGAGAUCCACAACAUUUCUAUCAUGGUGAGUCAGCUAGAGGUCUAUGAUAAGAACAAUGUCCUGGUGAUCAGACGGGAGAUUGCAGAGUUACAGAAACGGUUGGAAGAAUGUCAGCAAAACAAUUCUAAACCAAAUGUGCUGUCGCUUCCUCAAGCACACUACGGUACUUGUGACCAUGGACACAUUGUGAAUAUCAGUAAACCAUAUGUAGUGCAGCAGAAUUUGAAUGGCGCAAACUACAAAUCAGGAGGAUGGGGAAAAGACUCAUUAUUGGGAGCUGAUCAGACCACUUUCUGGGUUUCCCCACUCAAUACUGAUAGACGCUUGAUGAAUUUUGUAUACAGCUAUCCUUCUUACAAUGACCUCCUGCUCUAUAAACACACUGUGUCUAAAAGCCUUAGCAGUUCUAGUUUUGGGCAAGGUGCUGGAAUGAUUAUGUACAACAACACAAUGUAUUAUAAUUGCCACAAUUCCAAUAAUCUCUGCAAAUACAACAUGAAAACUAAUGCAGUGGAGCGAUUGGCACUAAGAGAUGCAACUUACACCAACCGCUUCUCCUAUUUAUCCACACCUUGGCAGGACAUUGACUUUGCCGGUGAUGAAAAUGGCCUUUGGGUUAUUUAUGCAACUGAACAUAGUAAUGGCAACAUGGUCCUCAGUAAGCUUAAUGCCACCACUCUUGCAGUACAGCGGACCUGGCACACCAACCAAUACAAGCCUGCAGUCACCAAUGCCUUCAUGGCGGUUGGAAUCUUAUAUGCUACCAGAGCUGUGAACACACAGACUGAAGAGAUCUUCUACAUGUACAAUACCAAAACUGGAAAAGAAGGCAAGUUAAGCAUCCUGUUUGACAAAAUGCAAGAGAACAUACACAAUCUGUCCUACAAUCCCAAUGACCACCAGCUCUAUGCACUCAAUGAUGGCUAUCAGGUUACCUAUGAUGUCACUUUUAACUCCCUCCUGGAAAAUGUAUCCAAAAAGUAA